AUGUCCGGUUACGAUCAAUACAACCAGGGCGGCUACGGCCAGCAGGGUGGCUAUGGCCAGCAGCAGCAGCAGCAGCAGCCCUACGGCCAGCAGGGUUACCAACAGGGUGGCUCGGACUACUACAACCAAGGCCAACACGGCCAGCAACAGAGUGGCUCGUCUGAUUACUACAACCAGGGCCAGCACGGCCAGCAGCAGCAGCAGCACGGCUAUGGUGACAACUCCCAGUAUGGCCAAGGCCAGGACUACAACCGCCAAGGUGGCUACGAGCAGCAGCAGGGUGCUCCUGGUGAAGCCCAGGAAGGCGAGCGUGGCCUUGCUGGCGCUCUCGCCGGUGGUGCCGCCGGUGGUUUCGCCGGCCACAAGGCCAACCACGGCUUCCUCGGAACGAUUGGUGGAGCCAUCAUGGGCAGCAUUGCCGAGGACGCUAUCAAGAAGCACCGCAACAACAACCGUGACGAGAGCCCCAAUGGCCCCCCCCGGCUACGGUGGUGGCUACCAAGGUGGCCCUCCCCCCCCUCCAACAGCGGUAGCUCCGGUAUGAUGGACCAGCUCGGCGGUUUCUUCAAGAAAUAG
This is a messenger RNA of Penicillium cosmopolitanum, 576 nucleotides long. It is a transcript of the gene hel10, whose product is annotated as putative high expression lethality protein Hel10. The record is from RefSeq and is a predicted model, not a curated record. Bases 1 to 576 code for a protein of 191 amino acids. The transcript is spliced from 3 exons. Lineage: Eukaryota; Fungi; Ascomycota; Eurotiomycetes; Eurotiales; Aspergillaceae.